Molecule: messenger RNA, 1743 nt
Organism: Lathyrus oleraceus (garden pea)
Lineage: Eukaryota; Viridiplantae; Streptophyta; Magnoliopsida; Fabales; Fabaceae
Product: S-adenosyl-L-methionine-dependent uroporphyrinogen III methyltransferase, chloroplastic
Exons: 4
Coding region: 146-1222 (358 amino acids)
Biological process (GO): siroheme biosynthetic process
Molecular function (GO): uroporphyrin-III C-methyltransferase activity
Source: RefSeq, a predicted model, not a curated record
UUCCCAAAACCCAAAGGCAAAGAACAACUCCAACACUGUCUCCUCAAUCUCCCCAAACUCCAAUUCAAACACUUCCACUCUUCCUAUAAUUGCAUCAAAACCCCAUUUUUUUUCUUCUCAAUUCCUUCACCAACCAAAAACCCACAUGGCUCUUCUUCACAAGUUUUCAUCUUUCACCUCUCCAACUUCCCCUCUCACUCCAAAUCGCCGUUUUCGCCAACCCAACUGCACAAUUUCAUCCACUUCACCCUUCACAGAAAAACACUCCUCAGAAAGAUACCAAAGGGACCAAUGGGUUUACCAGAAAACAAUUUCGUGUAAUCACGACACCCCUUUUGGUGAUUCAACAAGAGAGGAUGAUAUAGCUUUACAGCUCCCAGAGCUGAAGAAGCUUGUUCAGGUGUUGAAGAAAAAACGGGAAAGUGAAGGGAAAUGCAGUGAAGGGAAGUGUGUUCCUGGUGAUGUGUUUUUGGUUGGAACAGGACCUGGUGAUCCUGAGUUGUUGACGGUUAAAGCUGUUAGAGUUAUUAAGAGUGCUGAUUUGUUGUUGUAUGAUAGGUUGGUUUCUAAUGAUGUUUUGGAUUUGGUUGGUCCUAAUGCGAAACUUCUGUAUGUGGGAAAAACUGCUGGGUACCAUAGUAGAACUCAGGAGGAAAUACAUGAGCUUCUUUUGAGUUUCGCAGAAGCUGGAGCCACUGUUGUGAGACUUAAAGGGGGUGAUCCAUUGGUGUUUGGGAGGGGUGGCGAGGAAAUGGAUUUUUUGCAACAGCAAGGUAUCCAUGUGAAAGUUAUUCCAGGUAUAACAGCAGCAUCUGGAAUUGCGGCGGAAUUAGGGAUUCCGUUAACUCACCGCGGUAUUGCAAAUAGCGUGAGAUUCCUCACGGGGCAUUCGAGGAAAGGAGGAAGCGAUCCUUUAUUUGUGUCGGAAAAUGCUGCUGAUCCCGAUUCUACCUUGGUGGUUUAUAUGGGCUUGUCAACGUUCCCUUCCCUUUCGCAGAAACUAAUGCAUCAUGGUUUGUCCCCUCACACCCCGGCUGUAGCCAUUGAACGGGGGACCACACUUCAGCAGCGCACGGUGUUUGCAGAACUUAAAGACCUUCCUGAGAAAAUUGCAUCUACGGGAUUAGAGUCACCGACACUGCUAAUUAUAGGAAAAGUUGUUGAGUUAUCGCCAUUUUGGCCUAUUCCAACAAAACAAGAAUCAUCUUUAAUGCAAGCAUGAUUGAUGUUUAUUAGAAAUACUGUCACCGCCAAGCUUGUGAAGAUGAAGUUUAAUACCUCUGCAUACAAAAGGGUUUACGGUUCUUGCAAUUUGGAUGCAUUUUCAGAUGUUUGCCGAAAUGAAGAACUUCUGCGUUACGAUUGCAGUUUCUAUUGGAGCUGUUGGGUUUGCGCAGAAGUAAUUUGGAACAAAUUUUGCUUCAAAAUGUUGCAGAUUUAGAAUAAAACAAACCGCGAUGCACAGAUUUUGCUCGUUUUUCAACCGGCAAUCACAAUUUACACCAGAGUUUCUGACUAAGGCUUUAGUUUCCUGGAUUGGUUAACUUUCCAUAGUUAGGUGAAUUUUUUUGUCAUAAUCUAUUUAGCAUUGUUUUUAUUAGGACAAAAUAAUGUUGCUAGUUAGAAUUCGAAGACACUCUUUCUUUCGACAUUCAUUUGUUAUCGUCACUUGCUAGAUCAGCAUAUUGUAACAGAAUAUUGUCACGGUUUCAGAAGUUGCAAAUGGAGUUGCGAUUGUAGCUA